ACGUGCAGUCUCUUUGGAAAAACAAAUACCGUCGAACUCGGAGCACUUAACCCGAUCUCCCGACGGGAUUGACGUUCACUCGAGGAAUGAUACCCGCUACGUAUUUGGCCAGUCAGUCUGACUUCCCAGGAAUCGUUUUGGCAUUCGUGGAUAAGUGCAAAGGCAGUCCAAAGUAAGAUGCGUGGCUCAGAAGAUGGACAGCACUUGUGAUGGACGCGGAUGAUUUCUGCAUGGAGACUCCGCGCGGUGCAUGACAAGAAGAGACAACUCGGAGAUUUGGGGUUAAUUGUUCGCCACCUGGGAAUGUUACUCGUUUUCUGAUGGUUAGUUUCUUUUCAUUGCUAUGAGGAAGAAAUCUUGGGUUGUUCGUUUUUCUGUGUCGUUCAACCUUCAUCACCACGGCAAAAGUUGCCGGUCUACGAAAGCAGAUUAAAAAGACAAAGACCAUCAUAGGAAGACGAGUUGACUUGCCUGCAGAGGGCGUCUCGAAUUGAAAUCCUUAGAAGACGACAUGGACUCCCUGGCGACCAACGGAAAUGUCACUGUGACGGACGAACCAACCUCUUUUGGCGACGUAGUUCUAAAGAUCAUUUACACUAUCAUCGGUCUGCUCGGGAUUGUUGGUAACUCUCUCGUCAUUUACCUGGUGUACAGGGUCCCGUCUCUUCGUUCUGUUACAAACGUAUUGAUCUGCAACCAGGCUAUUAUAGACUUGACCAGUAGCGUAUUUUUUGUGUGUCUUUAUCUUCUGCCCAAGCCAUCGCUGCCCGAGUCGGCCGUGGCAGCCAGCGUGCUCUGCAAGCUCUGGCUGUCCGACUGGCCGCUCUGGGGCUUCUCGGUGAGCUCCACAGUCAACCUGGUCCUCCUCACCAUGGAGCGCUACUUCGCCAUCAAGCACCCGAUCAAGUACCGCACCAGAUUCACCAUGCGGCGCGCCAAGGCGCUGGCUGUGUUGCCGUGGUGCGUGGGCCCGCUGCACGAGCUGGCGUGGGCCCUGGUGCAGACGGUCGACGCGGAGGGGAACUGCGACCCGUCAUGGCCGUCGGUCACCCUCCAGCAAAUCUUGGGAGUGAUCUUCUUCAUCGAUCACUACAUGCUUCCCGUCACAAUCAUGAUGUACGUCUACACCACGAUCAUAAUGAAGCUGCGUCGUGACUGGCGCUCGUCUAGUGUAUCACUGCCCCGCACUGGGCACGCGCAAACCACGACCAACAACAGCAUCAGCAGCAACAACAACGACUCAAAAGUCAUCUCUGGUGCGGAAGGCAGAUCUACAAGUGGAAGACGACAGUCUACCUUUCGCUCAGCCGUUCUGCCGCCCAGUAGGAAACAUUUCAGCCUCCUUGCUUCCAAAAGCGUGCUGCGCACGCUCCUCAUAGUCUCCGCUUCGUACAUCGUUUGCUGGGGUCCAAACGAGACCAUCUAUCUUCUCUUCAACCUCGGCGUCUCGGUGGAGUUUAACGGGCUGUAUCACAACAUGUCCGUCGUCUUCGCCCUAUGCAACAUGUGCCUCAACCCCAUUGUCUACGCCUUUCAUUACGAGGAGCUCAAGAAGGCGCUCCGGAAGAAGCUUCCCUGCAAGACAGGCUGGAAGGCGAGACCACGACCCUGCUGCUGCAAAAAAUCCAAAACGUUUGAGUUAGGAGGACUGGAGCAACACCUCGCAACAGUGACGUCACCACAUGGCUCUAUUCAACAACUUUGAAAAUGAGCCCACACUCCCUUCAACGACGGUGCUGAACAUGAAUCUCAAUGAAUGGACCACAAGCACGGCCUAUACAAACGGAGAUCUGCUAUUUUAUGCCGCUUUUUCGCUGGGUUCUUGAAAGCUUCACGAAACCGCUUUUAUAGCAGCGUCACCAAACUUCUUUGUGAACUGCGAUUUGUUGGAAGGUUGGUAGAGCGCCCUCUAUACGCGACAUUUUCUGAAGGGAAGGUGUUCGGUGAUUUAUAAUAGGCAGGGGUAGAUUGGAUCUAUGAUCUAAUUAAUGCAGUGCCUUCUAAAAAAAACACAGUUUCACGAUAUGAACCUGUUGGCAGGUUGUGUGCAGGUUUUUUGAGGAAAAAGACGUCAGACUGUAGGUAAGAAUAUUAAUAGACUGUCGUUCCUACAGCACAGUGCAUUGUGAAAAAGCAAUGUCACGCACAAUGACAUUUAAAUACAAUUAUGCGAUUGUGCUGGUUUUCUUUUUUAAUUAAGAUAUUUUCGUCGGCUGAAAAUUGUGAUCUGUUGUUUAGGGUCGGGCUGAGUACGGGAUUUUGAUGUAGCAGACGUAAGUGAGCCCAAACCUAUGCCACAAAGUUUAACAGUAAACACGGGCACAAUUAAGCUUUCACAACUGAGUUUAUGAAGCAUGCAAUACACUGAAGAAAAAAUGGCACUGUUGUGAUUGAUGAGUUCCAGUCGUAGGACUUUCAUAAUCGUCCUUUGAGUUCUUGUUGUGGAGAAGCUAUUGAACUCGGCCCCCGGGGGCUGUGUCGUCUAGACGUGAUGUUACAAAACUCUCUGCGGGUCUGACUGUCAGCUCGCCGCGGGUCUCAGUAUCGGCGGUUGUUCAACCGUCUUUCCGGAGCCGGGGGAAAGGGACUUGGAUUGAAACGCGGAUUGAGGGAAAUGGAUAAUUAUUGCGAUCGUCCGUUUGAGCGCUUGGCGAAGGAAAGAGCGUUCCUUUGUGGUAUGCUGGUUUUAGCCCCGAGGGGAAUAUGAAUAUUCCUUUCAGUAACAGUGAGUGGGUCUUUUUUGGCCCUUAUGUGCAUCGCUGAAUAUGUGGCAGUAUGUGUCCCCCGGGAGCGGGACUCCGCCCACGCCAGAUACGUCACUUCGUACUAAAGCAUUAGAAGUAAAGCCCCAUAAGACAACGCUCUGUAUGGACACAUAGAUAGCUAGGUGCCGUGAAACGUUACUGUAAGAAUAUUUCUCUUCAGCAUCUCAAGUCCUUCGUCGGAAGUAAGACUUCAGGAAGGCUUUUGAUUUAUGAUGGAGCGGGAUAUCGACUAACCGACUGUUGACUUAAACACUAAAAUCCUAAAUUGGUUUCGGGUAUGUGCAUAGGUGGCGCUGUCCACCUUUAAAACGCACGGACAGAAAAGAACGAGAUCAGUGCUAGUUCCUACAAUUUGUAUUCAGGAAAUGUGAAUAACCGUACUCCAGUCAUGCACUGCCGUUGCUUGGAAAACUGAACACACCGUUUUUGUUGCAAGCGCACGCGCACUUUUCGGCAAGUUUGCCGUUUUGUUUAUUUUCACGGCGACCUUGUAGCUUCAUUUUCUCGGUACCAAACAGUUCUCGCUGGCUGGCCCCCGUGACAGGCGGCACGUUCGCUCCUCGUCCCCUCCAGCCUCACAUCCACUGUUGUAAAAGGAUAGACCACCCCCACGCGCACCAUUAAUACUCCUGUUUACAUCGACACCAUCCUUUCACCCAACCCUUCUGGCCGCAAACAACGUCAAAGUGAAGUCACUCCUUACCAAGAACUCACCGAAUGAACUAGGGCCUACAUUUCCCCACUGUGGGGGCGUGAGUUCAACCCGACGUCCAGCAUGCAUGUGCAUGUCGCGUCAAACAUGGCGAGUAAUAAGGCCACAGUAUUUCAGAAUGGGUUUUGUGGGCGCUAUACAAUAAAGGCAGAAGUUCAUUCUCAAUCUCAGACAACAAACAGCAAGGUUUUAAUAAACAAAUGAAAAAAGGAAAGCCUGGACCAGCGUGUAUUUCUACCGACACAUAUUGUCGGUGGUUGUAUUAUUACAUCGACCUCAAAAGCCACAUUUGUAACCUCGUUUAAUUGUGAUCAUUCUUUUUCCAUCAAACAGUUUAAACACACACAAACACUCAAAAAUCUUACUCUUUAUUCAUGGAACAAUACUGACAAGAAUUCGAGGAAAGAUUUGCGGUAUCCAAGUAACAAACAGACCCCCUUGUUGUUUGGAAGCUUUUCCGCGCCCUGGAUCAAUUGCGGUUAAGAAAGGCACACUUGCUCACCGAACAAUAACAUUAAAAUUUGGCACCAUUUCACAUCUGUGAAUAAAAGUUUCAAUAUUUCCACACGUUUGAUACAAACAGUUGAACAGAAAAACUAAAAGUUGGCACGAAAGGUAACAAUGAACUUUAGGCCGCGGAAAAAAAGACAAAAAAACUGCCCAC
Messenger RNA from Acanthaster planci (crown-of-thorns starfish), 4141 nucleotides. Its product is annotated as cholecystokinin receptor type A-like. Gene Ontology annotation, cellular component: membrane. Gene Ontology annotation, biological process: G protein-coupled receptor signaling pathway. The record is from RefSeq and is a predicted model, not a curated record. Lineage: Eukaryota; Metazoa; Echinodermata; Asteroidea; Valvatida; Acanthasteridae. Gene Ontology annotation, molecular function: G protein-coupled receptor activity.